Molecule: messenger RNA, 4337 nt
Organism: Mugil cephalus (flathead mullet)
Lineage: Eukaryota; Metazoa; Chordata; Actinopteri; Mugiliformes; Mugilidae
Gene: ankrd40
Product: ankyrin repeat domain 40
Exons: 5
Coding region: 362-1624 (420 amino acids)
Molecular function (GO): protein binding
Source: RefSeq, a predicted model, not a curated record
CUCCCCUCCCGAUGAGGCGGUGGUGUUUUUGGCAGCACACUGACCGAGCCCUGACACUUCUGUCUGGCUGAAUGAGUGUACCGGCAGCGGACAGUGCCACCAGCAACAGAAGUACAUGGCGAGGACACAACUCGCCGUGUGAACUCAAACAAAAUACCAGCAAGUUAGCCGAAGCAGUUAGCCGCCACGAGCUAGCACCUCGUCAGGCUAGCCAGUAGGUAAGGUUAGCCGGGUAGCUAAUGUUAGCAGCCUGUUUUGUUUUGGGUUUUCCUUUUCCAAAUGGACCUGGGUGCCACUCGCGGAGUACCUGUUAGCUAAUUAACACUGACAACUUAUAUCGUUGAUAGUUGUCGCUACCAAAAUGUCCACGACUUCGCUGGAUAAAGAGUUACAGGAGCGGCUGAGAGAGGCGUCUGCCAUCGGGGAUAUCGACGAAGUGCGGACGCUGGUGGAGAGUGGAGUUAAUGUGAACUCGCAGAACGAAAUCAAUGGGUGGACAUGCCUGCACUGGGCUUGCAAGAGGAACCACAAGCACAUAGUGUCCUACUUACUCAGUUGCGGCGCCGACAAAGAAAUCCUCACGGCUAAGGAUGAGCUGGCCUCGCAGCUCACGUCCAAACCAGAGAUCAAACGACUCCUCGGAGUUGAGGUGGAGGAAGUGCCUGAAGUCAAGGAGCCUGAGUUGCCAAUCAUCCCCAACUACCUGUCCAACCCGCCCUUCAUAUAUUCCAAGCUGGACAACAAGUCGGAGCUGAUCCUGAACCAGCACCUUACACAAAACGGUUCUGGGGACCACGCUGAAGACACUCAGAGCGACUCACCAUCACUUUCCCCGACGCACGAGCCUCAGAAAUCACAGAGCCUCUCCUCCUCCUCCGACGGCGCCUCUCCUCCCCCGAACCCGGCCGUCAAUCACACUCACGCCCCUGUAGGCGAAUUCAUCCCUGUGUCUGAGCAGAAUGGUGUCUCGCCCGGCACGGCCCCCUCUCACAAUCACGCCGUCGUUAACUGCACGGUGCCCAUGGACCUGUCCGUUGAGCCUCACCUCGUCAACCACGCCGACUACGCGCACACGGCAGCUCACAACGGCGCCGUGUGCUCGCCCCCGCUGGCCUCGCCGGGCCCCGGCCUGGCCAGCAACGGCGGCAGCCAGGUUCAAGCCCCGGUGGCCAGCUCCAACCCGGCCGUGAGCAGGCAGCAGUCCAUCCCGCAGCAGCUGAACUACAGCCAGGCUGGCGGGCCCAUGCCGGCCUUCCAGCCUUUCUUCUUCACCAGCACCUUCCCUGUCAACGUGCAAGAGUUGGUGUUGAAGGUGCGCAUCCAGAACCCCAACGCGCGGGAGAACGACUUCAUCGAGGUGGAGCUGGACCGCCAGGAGCUCACCUACCGCUCCCUCCUGAGGGUCUGUUGCCGGGAGUUGGACAUCAGCGCCGAGCACGUGGAGAAGAUCCGCAAGCUGCCGAACACCAUGCUGAGAAAGGACAAAGACGUGGCUCGGCUGCAGGACUUCCAGGAGCUGGAGGUGGUGUUGGAGAAAGCCGAAGGCCUGUCCCUGUUCUCUGGGGCCGGUGGCCUAACAGACAGACCCUGCUACAACAUGAAGGCCUCCCGUCUCACCUACUAGAGCUACAAAAAAAAAGGCCUGAGGCCCCCCCUCACCCCCACCCCGCUUUACGAUGGGCUUCUGUAGCUACACUCAAGCAACCAUAACUAGUUGCCUUCCCAGGCUCCUUGUGACAGCUUUGUUCGGCUUUGGUGUUUUGCCAAUUUCCUAACUGGGAUUUGUUUUUUUGUUUUUUAACUGUAGCUGUUGUCCUCCUCUGGCCCUCCUGACGCUUUAGUGUAUCCAACCAGUUCUAAGUGACUACUGAUGCAUGGUGUUCUCGUCCUGGGCCCCUCUCUCCUCGCCCUUUAUCUCCACCUCUCCACCCACCGGACUUUGUGCCAAGGCUCCAGUGGGACAACAGAGCGGAGAAGAGGGGGUUUGUGUGUGUGUGUGUGUGUGUGUGUGUGGGUGGAGGGGAGGGGGGGUGGCAUUGGUUCGUCUUCCUUAUGGGCUGGACUUGAACGGGAUUCUGCAAUAGCCUUAUAUGGACACAUUUCUAUACUGACCGCGGACCAGCGGGACAGUCACAGCGGGACGACGGUCUGAGAGGACGACAGGAAGGAUUUACAUAACUUACUGAUAUGAUCAUCACAAAGCCACGGAACGGUGGACUCACACACACACACACACACACACAUAUAGGAAUAAACCUUAGUGUCUUUCCUGCAGAGGGAAUCCUUUAUUGGCCUAAUUCUUCUGAGGUGGAGCUUUCGGUAUCUUUGGACUAAUAGUACUUUUAUUGUCUGAACACACACACACAUGCUUUAAUCUAUAAUCCCCACGAGGACGGACACGUCCGAGUGCUCGGAGCAGCCGUUUCCCCUAAAUAUUGAAAUCACUCAGUCGUAUUAUGAGGCGAAGGAAUGACCAGUUAGAAGCUUUAUAUCGCAGAGUAGAGGUGUCGGGGGGGAAGGUGACGCAGAGCUUUGCAGGGUGUGUUAAUCCUUAGGGUCGAACCUGAAACUGUCAACUGUGAAGUUUUCAUGUGUCAUUUUUAGAGUUUCUGGAUUAGUAAAGCGAGACUUUAGGUCUGGAGCUAGGAACCCAUCUGAGGUGGAGUUGAGGCGAUUUCUUUUUUUUAUUUAUUCUGUAUUUUUCUGUUCCAUUGCUGGAACUUUCUUUUCUUAUUUCAGGGAUAGAAAUCUAUCCAGCACAAGAGGAGCCUUUCAGUGAUUGGGCGAACACACACAGGAAGCACAGGCAUUUGUUGGUGAAACUUCAGCCUUAAAAAUGUCAAAAUGUAGAAAACGGACCAAGGUUGAAGUCUGUUUAGACUUCAACGAAGCCAGGACUCAAUAUUUCAGAGAAUAACGUAAUUGAAAACCUCUAGACUUACUGAUAAAACUCUAUUUAAGUCUAGACUUUAUUGAAGUUUAGGGUUUAUUGAGCCUAGACCUAAAAAUAGUCUCUACACUUAAGACUUCAAUAUAAAGUCCAGACUUAACUGAAAUCUACAGUUUAUUGAUAAUCAAUUGUCGACUCAGUAAACACUAGACUUCAUUAAUGCAGAAUAAAUUUUCAUUAAAGUCGAAGCUUAAUUGAACUUAAUUGACCUCAAUGAGCUCUAGACUUCAGUAAAAUCUAAUCCAGACUUGAUUGAACCCAGUUUUCAGAGUCAACCAUCUGUCGGUUAUUACGUCCAUCCAGUAUUUUUUCAUGAAGUUGUGUAUUUUCUGUCGCCGUCGUUCAGUUCGGUUAGAAUCCAAACCAAAAACUAAUCUAGUCAGCAAAGAAACCGUAAAGAUAUUAAGUGCAGCCUCGUUAACGUUUAUCCGCCCUAAAGGACGUGAUUAUGUUUCCGAUUAAGUGCUUCCCCCAAAACUCAUCUACAUCCUAACUUCUUCUAAUCUUUGAUUUAGUUUCUUUUUGUGGCACUUUCACUUCAGAUGAAAUGGUUAUAUGAUGCUUAUAUUUAACAGGUGGAGACGACAGCAAAUCAGUAUGUGAGGAUGUGGAGGCCAGUCUGGUCUAGUGUAUAAUUUCAUUUUUAAUUUAAAAACUAAUUUGUCAAACGGAGACUGACAGGAUGUGAACUAACACUACGGUGAAGUGAGGAGACGUGUUGCGUUAGAUGCUGCUUUUUUUUUUCUUUGACUCUCGGCGCUGGUUUGUUUUAACCCGUUGGACUCGUGUCCUUCAGUCAAUCAGAGUUGUAACUGUUUACUGUUCAGACCUGAAGCUCUUAGCGUGUUUGUAUGUUUUACGAGCUGUUUUUAUUCAUUUGUAACGUACUUUUAAACCAGCCAGGCCUGUUGUGUUUGUGUCAAAGAGACUCAAUGACGAGGGGGACGGGGGAGCUAAGUGCAAUGUGAGCGGAGAGAAGAGACCCAGAGUGAUUAUUAGUUUACGGUCCCACCUUAAAAUAGGAAGAAAUGCUUUAAACGGUGAAGCUGUGCCACGCGUCAGAGGCAGCAGGAGGAAGCGGGACGAGUUUUGUGAAGGAGAAGCCGCAUGUUUGCAACAUUUUUAUUUUAUUUUUAUUAACAACAGGAUCUUCUUUGUUUCUGUGGGAAAGGAGACGACUAACGUUGUAUUCGUGGGGUCACUUAUCGUUCUAGAAAAAGCCGUGUGACUUAACCUAUGCAUUCAGAGACGGAUAUUUUUAUAAACAGUACGUCCUGUGUACUUGUAGAAAUAAUCUAAGGCACUGUUGAACUUGUGUUGUUUUUUUUUGUUUUUUUUUUUGUUCUGGAGAUCCGUAUCUGUUCUUUGAUAAAAGCAUGGUAAACUA